AUGGUCCGAAACUAUAAAAGAAAAAAGGAGAAAACUUAUUGCUGUGAAACACUUCUUGAAGCUGUACGACUAGUAAAGCAAAAACAGUUAACCAGUUAUGCUGCUGCGGAACGUUUCAAUAUUCCUCGUUCAACAAUAAUAUCAGAUGUGUACGCUACGCGCGGGCAAAAACAGGCAAAUCCUGGAAAAAAUACUGUAUUUUCCAGAUCAUGUGAGCAAGAAAUAUCUUCCUAUUUGCACAUAAUGGAAAAAAAUGGAUUUUCAUUGACGUCAAAAGAAGUCAAGGCAUUAGUGUCAGAAUAUAUUAAAAGGAAUGGUAUAGUUACGCCAUUCAGAGAAGAUAUGCCAUUCAGAGAAGAUAUGAUUGGCUUCGUGGUUUUCGCAAGAGAAACGGUUUAUCGCUAA
Arctia plantaginis is the source of this 405-nucleotide messenger RNA. Lineage: Eukaryota; Metazoa; Arthropoda; Insecta; Lepidoptera; Erebidae. The record is from the annotation of a GenBank genome assembly.